Athene cunicularia (burrowing owl) is the source of this 1712-nucleotide messenger RNA. Its product is annotated as apoptosis facilitator Bcl-2-like protein 14. The transcript is spliced from 7 exons. The record is from RefSeq and is a predicted model, not a curated record. The coding region runs from base 26 to 1291 and encodes 421 amino acids. NCBI's taxonomy places the organism in Eukaryota, Metazoa, Chordata, Aves, Strigiformes, Strigidae. Gene Ontology annotation, biological process: regulation of apoptotic process.
GUGGCCGAGGAGCUUGUCUUGACAGAUGUCCAGAAGGGCAGAAAUACUGAUGGAAAGCAACAUGCAGGUUCUGGCUGCGGAGAAGCCUCGGUGGGAUGUGGGGAGGCAGCCGUCAGGCAAGAUUCUCUCACUGGACAGGCAAGGGGCCAAGAAAGUGCUGGAGAUCUACGUCAGGCGCUCGCUAAGCUGUUGUGAAAACUCGCUGGUGGCCAAGAAGACACUUCAGGAAGGAGCCAGAAGGCGAGGGAGGAAGGCAGAUGGGCUGCAACGGUCGAAAAGUGACUUCAGCAAGUAUUCCUGUGCCAAACUCAGCCCCAGGAAGGACCAGGAGGAGGAACCCAAAGCACAGGACCCGGACAAAGCUCUGGAUGAUGAGAGCAAAGCCCCCAAGGAGGUCUCUAAAGAAGAGUUGGAACCCAAGAGGAAGAGCACAAAAAACUCUUCCCAGGGCAAAACCCAACGCACCUGGUUCAAAAGUUUCUUAAAUUUCCUUUUCAAGAAGAGCCCUGAGGAGCAGAAGGAAAAUGCAGGGCAAAAAGCAAAGGAAAAAGAUGCCAAAGCUCCUCACAGCUCUAAACCAGAAGGGGGUAAAAGAUCCGGAGGGGAUUUGAGCACAUCCCCGCCGCUGGGCAGAGCCCCGAAGAGGAGGUCCAGCCUCAAGAGGGUUUUCUCCUUCAAGAAGCACGUGGAGGAGGAGCGGGGAGAGGCGGCAGCUGGGGCAAGGGCCAAGCGACCCAGCUGCCUCCCACUGCAGCACGUCCAGGCGCCGACCACAGCAGCAGAUGCGGAGCAGCCUGACGGUUACUACGCACGAGUCUCGGAAGAGAUCGGGCUGAUCGUGCAGGGCAGUGAGAGCCAGGGGAGCAGAGCACGUGGAUGCGGGGAGCCGCCACGGCCGGCCAGCGCUGAUGGGGUCGAUGAAGCCAUCAGGAGAAUCGUUGCCCUGCUCCAGACUGCAGGAGAUGAGCUGGACAGGCAGGUGAAGGAAGAUGUACGGCUACGGAUGUUCUUCAGAGACAUGUCCUACAGCUCCUUCAAGAACUUGGCUGAUGCAUACGUCCACAAGGAAAUGACGGCCAGUAGACCCGACGUCAACCCCCAAGAGAUCCAGUUUGCCUUCGCAGUGCACCUCACCGCCAAGGUGGCUGGUAUCUGCAACCAGGCGGUGAACAGGAUCAUGGGCUUUGGCACCCGCUACCUGGAAGAUUCGUUUGCACCUUUGUCCUACAGCAAAAUUCUCCAGCAGGACAAAGAAAAGUUCAGCACAGACAACUGUGAGAGCCCGGACUGACGUCAGCUGCUCUGAAGGGCCUGGGAGGCCAAGGAUGCAGAUUUACUGAUGGGGGGGGGGGUCCCUGUUGGUGACCCAGUUGUGAGGUGAUUUUCUGAGCUGUGGAUUUAAAGUCUUCUAAGGAAAGCCACAGUGAUAGCCACAACAGCAUGGAAUGCUGAAAACCCACCUGGCUGGGGGGGCAAAGAGCCUGUAAAUCAAGCAACACCCAGAUUUCACCUUGUAUUUGCAUUUCAGCCCUCACCAAGUGCAUGCGUUGAACCUCAUUGUUUGUGUUUGUGUAUGUGUAUUUAUUUACCUGCUUUUCUAUAUGUAUCUGUGAAUGUACAAAAUAAUUUUUGUAGCUUCUGCUGUUAGCCAAGUGUCCAGUUCAGGAAAAAAAAAACCAAACUCAAACUCAAAUAAAUUGGUCCCUAAAUGA